Molecule: messenger RNA, 384 nt
Organism: Phialemonium atrogriseum
Lineage: Eukaryota; Fungi; Ascomycota; Sordariomycetes; Cephalothecales; Cephalothecaceae
Exons: 2
Coding region: 1-384 (127 amino acids)
Source: RefSeq, a predicted model, not a curated record
AUGGAUCCGAUCCUCUACGAGACUCAGUUUUGGAAAAGAGCCUAUGAUCCCGACGAACUUCCUCGGCUGAUUUUUAUUCUGCACGCCAUGGUAGUAGCUGCAGCGCAGUUUGUCGACCGAGACAGGCACCCACAAUUCUAUUGCGAUUCGGAGCGUCUCUGUGCUCGUUCGUGGAAUGCUGUGCUGCUGGCCACGAUGGAUCAGCUGUCUGUCGAGGAUCUCCAGGCCUUCAUCAUCGGCGCCUUCAAUGACGUGAGGACGUGUCCCCUCGGCGGUGGAAACUCUUCCAAAGCCUGGUCCAUCGUUGGAUCCCUGAUGAGGACGAUCGAGUACUUGCAGCUCAGCAUCGAGUCCGGUAACCAUGAGAAUCCGCCGCUCCUGUAA